CUUUUUCGAUAAACCCGCGGUCACACUGGUCAGUCGGGAAACAAAACAAUCAUUUUAUAAUUAUUCCGACUAUUCCGAUUUAGAUGCACCAAUUAAAAAUGAAUUAGCCCGGAAAAACGAGCAUACAAUCUUGCACAAUGAUUGACGCGGCGUCUGCCGAGCUGGCCAGCCACAAAUUGAAUGCACAAUUUGAUGACAAUCUUAAACUGGCGCACGAAGAGGAGAAAAUAAACCAUGUCAAUGGGAAAGAUGCGCCAAAACCGACACCACCGCCAUCGGACAUACCCGCCGAGCUGCAGGCAUCGUAUCGAAGUCUGUUUGUCGCUUGCCAAGAACACGCCGCAUUCUUUGCCAAAGAUCACACUGAAUUUGGCCAACGCUUGCAUGCCGCCCACAUUGCCUGGCAGGACUUUAUAGUGCUUGCCAACCGACUGGUCCUGCAAAUCGAGUCCUUUGCCCAUGAGUACGACUUCGAUGAGCACACCCCAGGGAAUGGAUAUCGCAGCUUUGUUUACGUGACCAAUGCCUGCAUUUCGCAUGGCAUCAGCAUAUGCAAGCAGCUGCUGGCCACACGCACCACAAUGUUUUUCCGGAAAAAGGUGUACAUGAAGGAGGUGGAGGCCUGCUCGCAGUUGCUCUCCUCGAUAUGCACUUGCCUGCAGUAUCUGCUCAUACUGCGUCAAUGGUCGGCCAAUACUGGCGAUCUGUUUGCUUGCGGCACGCACACGGCGGAGCAGCUCUUUGAGUUGGGGGACACCAUCAAUCAGUAUUGUUUCUAUGGACGUUGCCUGGGAUUCCAGUACGGCGACUCCAUACGUGGCAUUCUACGCUUCCUGGGCAUCAGCAUGGCCAGCUACUCCGAGUCCUAUUACUCACGGGCGGAUGAUGGAACAAUUGUAAAGACAACGCGCAGCCUCUGGACCAGUGGCAAGUACCUAAUGAACCCAGAGCUGCGAGCCAGGCGCAUUGUGAACAUCUCGCAGAAUGCUAAAAUAGACUUUUGCAAGUCCUUCUGGUUUCUGGCCGAGUCGGAGCUGAUGCUCAAAUUGCCCAGCAUCGUGGGCAGCUCCAUUAAGGUGAAUCGGCUAAUCGAGCUGCCGGCGGAGCCGUUUCAGCUGCCGCGACGAAAGAACUUCAAACCGAGUGAGAAACUCGGCAGCGAUGUAAACCAGAAUCAAGGCGACGAUGAGGACGCCAUACAAUUUGUGGACAUAGCCGUGCCCAGUGCUCAUCUGGGACCCGGUCUGCCCAUUUCUGUGCGGCUACUCAGCGCCAAGCGACGCUCCGGAAUGCUAGGCGAAGGAAGGUAUCGCGGCUGGCAUAAGCCAACUCCCCCCAGUCGUUCCAUUUUGUUUCACUGCCACGGUGGUGGCUUCGUGGCUCAAUCAUCGAAAUCUCACGAGCUCUAUCUUCGCGAUUGGGCUGUGGCUCUGGACUGUCCCAUACUCUCGGUGGACUAUAGUCUAGCACCGGAGGCUCCCUUUCCGCGUGCCCUGCAAGAGGUCUUCUAUGCGUACUGUUGGCUAUUGAAGAACGCCGAGCAUCUGGGCACGACGGCUGAGCGAAUUGUGUGUGCUGGCGACUCUGCCGGUGCGAAUCUGUCCAUCGGAGUGGCUCUGAAAUGCAUUGAGCAGGGUGUGCGUGUCCCGGAUGGACUGUUUCUGGCUUACUGCCCCACCCUUGUCAGUUUUGUGCCGAGUCCGGCCCGUUUGCUGUGCCUCAUGGAUCCCUUGCUGCCGUUUGGCUUCAUGAUGCGGUGCCUGCGUGCCUAUGCCGCACCCGCCAAAGAAACUUUGCAGCAGAAUGCCAAGCAUGUGGAGGAGGUGGCCCAAAUACGCAAUGCUCCAAAGUCAUCGCUGGGAAGUGCAACCUCCAGCCGACGCACCUCUUUAGCCAGAAGUACACUCACAUCUCUGGGAGCAAAUGCCGACCCAGAUGACGAGAGCAGCGAUACGUUUGCCAGUGCCUCGGCGUCGUACCACAGCCAGACCGUGGAGCGAACCGAUAUGCCCAACAGCGAGGGCGACAACAGCUCGUGUGUGUCCUUCGAGGACGAUUCGCAGCCCAUUGUCCACUACCCUGUUGAGAUCUCAGCGGACACGCCCAAGGAUCUGGAAACCGCUGCUUAUAUUGAUCAGUUCUUGGAUAAAUAUCUCAUUGACACGGCCACCAUUGAAGUGACCGAGGAGACAACACUCCCAGCACCACAAGUGCAGUCCAAUGGCCUGGGCAAGGAUAUGACUGAUGGCAACAUUCUGGUGGAGACGGGACGAGACCUCAUUGCCAUGGAUACACUGCAGGGCCGGUGGCAAGAGGCUGUCAACAAUAUAACCAACACACUGUCGCGCUGCACAAAAUCUUACGAAAUACAUGGCAGCAGUGCCAUUAGCCCCCAGGAUGUGCGCAACAUGGACGCAUUGAUAGCCCGCAGCCCCAGCGAGGAGUUUGCCUUCGAUGUGCCCAAGGAUCCAUUCUUAUCGCCCUACUGGGCUAGCGACGACUGGCUAUCCCAACUGCCAGAGACAAAGAUUCUCACACUGAACAUGGAUCCCUGCCUCGAUGACUGCGUCAUGUUUGCCAAGAAGCUAAAGCGACUGGGACGCCAAGUGAACUUGGAAAUUCUCGAGGGUUUGCCACAUGGAUUUCUUAAUUUUACUAUGCUAUCGAAUGAGGCUAUGGAGGGAUCCAAGCACUGCAUUAAAUCAUUGCAGGCACUACUCCAGAUCACAUAAAAGCAGUCCCGCCCCAGUGCUAUUUCUACAGAUCCCCAACAGAGGUUGAACAUAAUUCCACUUGAUCCCAGUGAUGUGGCAAGAGUUAUUCGGUGUAUGGAGACCUCGCCGAAUGGUAAAUCACAAGAUGUUCUUUGCUAUGCGCACUUUACUUGCUUUAUAUUAGGUUUUUCGCAAUCUCAAGCGUUUUUUAUACACUUUUAUACGGUUUGACACAGAUUUCUGUUAUGUUUUAUACACAUACAAAUGAUAGAUAUUGUAGGUUAAGGCUUUUAGUAUAAGCAAGCCAAUUAUUGGAAGUAUUGGAAGCAUGUAAACAUGCGAUAUUUAUUACAUAUAUUACAUAUACAUAAAUGUAUGUAUGUACAUUGUACAAUGAUCUAUGUUCCAGGCACACACUCGCCAAGAGUCAUUUAAUGUAAAACGUGCCGAAUAUGUGCCUGAUACGAUAUACAUGUACCAUAUAAGCGAAUCAUUCAAAUAAUCUAACCAGUUAAGAGUUUGUGCAUACACAAUGGAGGCUAGCCAUUUAUAUACAUUCAAAUAUUCCCAAAAUAUGCUUAGUUUUCUUUGCCUGUCCCACUCUAUCUCUGAAUUACAGCCAGGUGUUUGCUAUAUUAAUUCUGUAAUCUUUCGUUUGUAAUCUCUUUAAACUAUUUCCCAGUGCAGUGUUAUACAUCUAUGCAAAUAAACGGUUAUUGCCAUUAAAUUUAA
This is a messenger RNA of Drosophila subobscura, 3446 nucleotides long. RefSeq names its product hormone-sensitive lipase (gene Hsl). NCBI's taxonomy places the organism in Eukaryota, Metazoa, Arthropoda, Insecta, Diptera, Drosophilidae. Gene Ontology annotation, molecular function: triacylglycerol lipase activity; sterol ester esterase activity. The transcript has 4 exons. The record is from RefSeq and is a predicted model, not a curated record. Bases 138 to 2732 code for a protein of 864 amino acids. Gene Ontology annotation, cellular component: cytosol. Gene Ontology annotation, biological process: cholesterol metabolic process; triglyceride catabolic process.